Messenger RNA from Hylaeus volcanicus, 3715 nucleotides. Its product is annotated as glucose dehydrogenase [FAD, quinone]-like. NCBI's taxonomy places the organism in Eukaryota, Metazoa, Arthropoda, Insecta, Hymenoptera, Colletidae. The coding region runs from base 470 to 3004 and encodes 844 amino acids. The transcript has 5 exons. The record is from RefSeq and is a predicted model, not a curated record. Gene Ontology annotation, molecular function: oxidoreductase activity, acting on CH-OH group of donors; flavin adenine dinucleotide binding.
UAUAUAUAUUUCCAAAUUCGUACAAAUUCUCAUAUAUUCUUUUACAUUUCCAUUUCUUAUGAAUGCAUAAACUUCCAGAGUCCAUUAAUAAUACUUUUAACAUCGAAUAAUAUUUUUAAUUCAUCUACAACCAAGUAUCGUCCUGAAAAGAUCAACAUCCACUUCCAAUUACACCCCCACUUUAACUCUUUAAAAUUCAUAAAAUUCAAGCUGCUCAGAAGAACAGCGUCAACAACUUACCAACAACUUUUGACUUGUAUACAUUUCUAAUUCCACUUAUUGUACUUUUAGCGUUAGUUCGUAGUGUUGCCAAAUGAAUGAAAAACUUUAAAUAAAAUAGUAAAGCUAAGCAAAAGUUGGGAUACUUUUCAACCCACCUAACAUCAAAGAGUUAACACCGUCCAUCUUUCCACCAAUAGUUUCGCCACACGAGAACCCAAAGCAACCCCCGAAGCUCAACCCAGAAACCAUGUCGUGGGUGCCACCGGAUUUGGCCAGCCUCUGUACGCACGAUUCCAUGGUCUCCACUUGCCAGUCGUCCACGUUCGUGUUUCUGGCGUUCAUAGCUCGUUUGUUCAGCCAUUUGAAGGACUCGCGAUUCGUGUUCAACGACCACUGGCUCGGUCCGCCAUGGGAAUUACCGUUUGACGAACAACCGCAAUCUGAGCGUGUAAGACGCUUCCGCGAACGUCAGAAAAACAGGAUACGCGGUCGCGAUAUGAGGGACUUUCCGUUUCUGGAUGGUCCGACGUCGGGGAGAUCGUUGGCAAGCGUUUAUAGUUCACGGUUCGCGUGCGUCCCGAUUUUUUCGUCAGGUUUCAAGGAUGAAAGCGAAGAAAGUACGUCAGUUAAUGUCAGAAUGGCUGUGCCGGCCGUGAAUUUCGCUCAAGUUUACGGCCCUUAUCCACCAAUCGCUGGCCGAGCGAUUACAUCCACGUCUCAGGCUUACGAUGACUUUCUCGUUCCGAAAGCGAUACAACAAUUCCAUCCAAGUCUUCGUUCGAGUCAACAUGGAAACCUCGCUAAAAUUCAAAGCGUAAACACAUUUCCGUCCACGUCACGAGUCUUUGAGAGCAAAUUGAAAGUUCAAGAUCGCAAUCUGCCGACAGGGCAAAGUUUAACUGACAAUCCAGCAGCCGAACAAAAUUUCCUCGACGGAUCUUCCAUGUACAAUGCUUGGAAGCAACGACAUCAAACGGACUACUCCAAUUUUAAAAUAGUCGACGAUCCGAAUCUACCGUUCGGCAAUCCGAGGGGGCCACUCGACACUUUCAGCGCGAUCAAUUAUUAUCCAGAUGCUGCGAAUUUUCUAACGAAGGAGUACGAUUUUGUAAUCGUGGGAGCUGGAUCGGCUGGAUGCGUUCUCGCCAACAGGCUGAGCGAAAUAAAACACUGGAAGGUGUUGUUGUUAGAAGCUGGCAUAGAAGAACCAAUGGUAGCGGACAUUCCAGCACUCGCCACUAUGUUGCAAGCCAGCAAUAUCGAUUGGAUGUAUCGCACGCAGCCAGAGCAACACUCUUGUAGAUCGAGAAGAGGCAAAAGCUGCGGGUGGGCGAGGGGCAAAGUAAUGGGUGGUUCCAGUACAAUCAAUUACAUGAUGUACAUUCGUGGUAAUCCAAGAGAUUACGACGAAUGGGCCGACAAAGGGAACAAUGGUUGGAGCUACGGAGAAGUUUUACCAUACUUUUUGAAAUCUGAAAACAACGAGGAUCCAGAGAUCGUCAAAGAGAACCCCCACUACCACCAUCAAGGUGGCUAUCAAAACGUUGAGCGAUUCUCCUACAAUGACCCAAACACGGACAUCCUGAUGAGCGCGUGGCAGGAGCUAGGACACGAGCAGGUGGACGCCAACGCUGGCCGACAGCUAGGCGUGAUGAAGAUGCAGAUGACCUCGAUUCACGGAAUGCGUCAGAGCACCAACGGCGCGUUUAUCAGACCUAUCAGACGGAAACGGAAGAACCUGACCAUAGAGACCCAAGCCCACGUCACACGGAUUCUGAUAGACGCCGACACGAAACGCGCGAUGGGAGUAGAAUACGUCUCCACUGCCACAGGGUUCGCCAAAGUCGCGUUGGCAAGAAAGGAGGUGAUUCUAUCAGCGGGUGCUCUCAACUCGCCCAAGAUCCUGAUGCUCUCAGGCAUAGGCCCUACGGAAGAGCUGAAGAAACACGGGAUAGAAGUCGUGAGUGAUCUGCCUGUCGGCAGGAACCUCCAGGACCACGUGACCAUGGACGGUUUGAUUAUCGCUACCGACCUAACCUCCACGAGCAAGGACAACGAGGCGAAGAAGGAGGACGUCUUCCUUUAUCAGGAGACCCACUCUGGGCCUCUGUCAGCGACUGGAACUCUCGCCUGCGGAGUGUUCCUGCGAACUAUAUUCGAGCACUCGUUGGAUACGCCGGAUAUCCAGUACACCUUCGACGCCAGCAACGAGAUGGACUACCUCCUCGACCCUGCAGAGUACGUUGAAACAGCAGUGGAACCUCUGGCCUACUACGACGCCCUCAACAUUAGGCCUAUCCUGCUUUCACCCAAGAGUCGUGGAUUCUUGGUUUUAAACGACACCGACCCCUUGUGGGGCUCACCAUUGAUCUAUCCUAGAUAUUUCACCGCUUAUCCCGAUGCUGAUGUCCUUGUGGAGGGAGUACUAGCUGCACUGGAGUUGUUUCGUACGAGGUCUUUUCGAGAACAUGGACUGCGUUUGGUGGACGCGCCUCUGCCUGCUUGCAGACAGUUCGGUUUCGCGACCAGGGACUAUUGGAAGUGCGUGAUGAUGGAGUACACCGCCACGAUCUUUCACCCGGUCGGGACUUGCAAAAUGGGGCCCAAGUGGGAUAACGAGGCUGUCGUGGAUCCGAGACUGAGGGUUUACGGGGUGAAGGGACUUAGGGUGGUGGACGCAUCCGUGAUGCCGAAGAUCGUCAGGGGUAAUACUAAUGCGCCUACUAUCAUGAUCGCGGAGAAGGCUGGCGACAUGAUCAAAGAGGAGUGGUUGUACGAAUGAGGGUUGAGCGAAGUUUUCUAGAAAGACUGAUUAUUAGGAAUCUCGGAGUUUAUGCUGGACGGUAUGUGGGAAGCAUGCCACGUGGUUCAACAAGGAUGUUUUAUAUUCAUCGACGACAGAAAUGUUUUCUAUCUAACUAGGACAUCUUCAAGUACGAUCGAAAUUAUGUUAACCUAUAGGACUGAAUACAGAUGUGGUGUAAUGAAUGCAAACUGAAAUUUGAGAAAAGUAAAGUGGUACGAGAGACGUAGAUUUAGUAAAGUUAUUUCAUUGCGUGAAUUGGGAGACGUUGAAGGAUAUAUUUAUUUAAAAAAUAACUAAAUUUUAUUUCUUAUCAUUUUCGAAAGUUUCAACCAAUUUCAGAUAUGCAUUGCAGGAUCGUUUAUACGCCACACAAUAGUAAUAGACUCAUAGACUCAACAAAGACUCAUUUCUUCAAUAAGACAUACUUGAACAAAAAAUAAUGUACUGUACAAAGACUGAAAAAGUGAAAAAUUCACAUCGAUAUGCACUCACUGACACAAUGAAACAUCUAUUUCUAAUAAUCGAAUUUUUGAAAUCUCUGAGAACUAUUCUACGAGAAAUAAUCAAUUCCAAGUUCUUUACCUUUUAUUCGAUAUCUGAAAGGGCCUAGCCGAUUAGGAUGGUCAAAACUGCCCUUAGAGCUUUUUCAAUAGCUCUUGAAUUAUUCGAAAGCUGACCAAGAAAAAG